AUGGAAUUUGAUAAGAGAGCCGUGCAUGAUGGCUUCACAAACCGACACUCCUUUGAUCAUAAAGGGAAGAAGAUCACGCUUGUUCCUUUGACACCUUUGGAGGUUCAUCAAGAUCAGAUCCAGCUCAAGAGGAACCGUGACAAGGAACCCAAGCAAGAUGAACCUGAAUCAUCCCAACGGAACUCCAAUUUCUAUAUCAAACAAAGUCAGGUCAAGAGAUCUCUUUACUCUGAAAAGCCAUUUCUUUUACUUGUGUACAAAGAAUCUCUUAUGGCUUCUUCUUCUGACCUUGCACCGGAGAUUCCGAGUGAACUUUUAGAUGUUUUGCAGAAGUAUUCUGAUGUUUUUCCAGAUGAGAAUCCUAAGGGAUUGCCACCAGUACGAGGCAUUGAGCAUCAGAUCGACCUUGUUCCUGGCGCGUCUCUACCAAACCGGCCAGCUUACCGUACCAAUCCGGUGGAGACCAAGGAACUUCAGAAACAGAUUGGUGACCUUCUUAAAAAAGGCUACAUCCGAGAAAGCCUCAGUCCUUGUGCCGUUCCUGUCCUUCUUGUGCCCAAAAGGGAUGGUUCUUGGCGCAUAUGCUGCGUCCGUCGAAGAGAAUUGCAUUCCAGUGUUCCGGAGGUUGCCGAAUGA
Molecule: messenger RNA, 636 nt
Organism: Brassica rapa (field mustard)
Lineage: Eukaryota; Viridiplantae; Streptophyta; Magnoliopsida; Brassicales; Brassicaceae
Source: RefSeq, a predicted model, not a curated record